Messenger RNA from Chelonia mydas (Green sea turtle), 13765 nucleotides. RefSeq names its product splicing regulatory glutamic acid and lysine rich protein 1 (gene SREK1). NCBI's taxonomy places the organism in Eukaryota, Metazoa, Chordata, Testudines, Cheloniidae. Gene Ontology annotation, molecular function: RNA binding. The transcript is spliced from 12 exons. Gene Ontology annotation, cellular component: nucleoplasm. The coding region runs from base 5369 to 7084 and encodes 571 amino acids. The record is from RefSeq and is a predicted model, not a curated record.
AACCAUCUCUUCUAACUCAACGCUCCUCUUGCUUUUUCAUCCAAAGUAUGUUAUAUUAAGUUUCGUGAAUCAUCGAGUGUUGGUGUGGCCCAGCAUCUAACUAACACCGUUUUUAUUGAUAGAGCUCUGAUAGUCGUACCCUGUGCAGAAGAUGACUAGACUGGCCAAGGCAGACCUGUUACACUUGCCUGAGUUAGGCAUUGUUUGCCAUGCCACUAAACCUGCCGUCAAGUGAAACCUUCGUGGGGGGAAAUGAGAUCGAAGUCUGGCCCGCUGAAGAUGGACGCCCUGUCUCUGUUUUUAUUUUUUAUUUUGCUUUUCUUUCUUUUCUUUUUAUUUUGUCCCUUUUUUUGUUUUGUUUUUUGUUUUUGCUGAAUCUCUUUCACUUCUACUUGUGAACUGGUUCUUCAAUUCUGUAAAAAUGGUGUUUCUUAAAGGGUUGAAUGAUGUGUCAUUUUAAAGUAGACUUUCUGAAGCUGUUUAUGAGGGUGGUGGAUGGUAUAUAUACCGAGUGUUGAAUUAGGUCAGCUAAAUUCUCUGUUGUAAACUAGGGAUAAACACUGCCUUAGAGAUAUGUUUUAGCAUCUUAAUUCAACUAUGACAGGCAGAUCAAUAUAUGAUGUCUGAGGACUAAAAUAGUGAUAAAGAUAUUUCAGCUCUCAGAUGUGUGUGUUCCUCCUUAGACCAUAUUUUCAAAAGUACAUGUCUCUGAAAAAGCCAGCUGAAACUUUCUUUCUUAUUACUUCUUUCUUAAGAAUCUAGCUUUUCCGAACAAAGUCAUGGAUUUUAAUCAGUCUCUUUCCCACGAUCAGAAGCAGUUUCAUUUUAAGCUGUAUAACCAGCACAGCACAAGGUUUUUGUAUUAAUUUUUAAUAUGAAGAAGUUAAGAUAUCUAUUUUGGAAUGACUCUUGAGAAAAUUCUGAACAUUCUAGAAUUUUUAUUCACUGUGGGUGAAAUUCUAACUCCAUUGAUGUUAACGGAGGUUUAGCCAUUGACUUCAGUGGGGUCGGGAUUUCAUGUAUUACUUUUCUUUAAGAAAAACCUUUACCACACGUUGGUGUAAAUGGAUUCUGAGGCCUUGAUUGGAGAGUGUUUUGUCAGAUAUGUUGUCUUUUAACAUUGCUAUCUGUGGGAAGGUGGAAAAAACUUUUUUUUUUUUUUUUUUUUGAGGUACGGGGGUGUUGUUAUGUUGUUUUUUUAACCUUUACACGCUAGAAUGGCAUUCUCAUUUAGAUGCAACAGAAAGGGAUUUUCUAAGAAAUGGUUUCAUCCAUAAGUUUGUAGUUCCCAGUGAUUAAACAUACUAGGAAAAUAAUUUAUUCUUCUAAUCUCCAGCUUAGAUAUGAGCAUAAAGUGUCUUUGAUUGAAGAUACUUGUUCAUCACUGAAGCGGGUUUUUUUUCUUUCUUUCUUUUUUUUUUUUUUUUUUUUAAAUCAUCCAGCAGUUUAUAGUACAAAACACAAGGAAACUGAUCCCUUCUGAACACUUGUCACAAGAUUCCAUCCUCAUGCUAAUACACUAUAAUUUUACUGGUAUCAGGCCUAAUCGUUAUUUACACUAAGGCCACUUUACAUUGCUCUGGCAAGCCAUGUCUGCCCUACAGAGCCAAUGCUAUCAUAGCUGUGCUGGCAUAGCUCUUUUGUGAACUUGCAGGGCACAUUGAUAGAAGGCGUUUUCUCCAUGUGUAAGAGCAUCACCUCCCUGAACAACAUUCUAACAAAAGCAUUUUUCUGUCAGCAUAGUUGUAUCUACACUGGGGCUUUUGACAGCAUACCUAUGUUGCUAGGAGAUGGGGAUUUUUCACACUUCUGACCCAAAUAGUUAUGCCAGUAUAAAUGUGAAGUGUAGAUCAAGCCGCUGAUCCACUGAAGUAUCUUAAAAUGGAUAUAAAAGUAAUUUACACCCCACUUAAAAGGUCCCUUUGUAACAGUAUAAAGGGGCCUUAUUGCAAAUGAGAAUCAGAUCUGUCAUUUAUUAUUGAAUACUGAAAGGUCAUUAAAACCAUUUUAAGGCACCGGCAUACAUUGAAAUAAGUCAAGAAAUUGAACUAUGAAGUUGAAAUGAUACACUUUUUAAAUAAAUACAUAUAUUUGGGGAAAGCAUUUCAGUUCAACUUUUAAGGAUUGACUUCACCCAUCCCAUAGCAAUAUGCAUUAAGAAAAACAUACAAGCCUUAAACCUGAUGUUAAACAGAUGUCAGAUUGUGCAAUAGGCUAAAUGUUGUUUAUAUUUUUUCUGGGUUUGUAUUCCUUUUUUAUAAAAAAGAUUAAAGAAGGUAUAAAAUAUAUAUUUACUCAAGAACAUAACCGGUUCCUUAUUAGCUCUUAAAUUGAUUUUUAAUACUAAAUAAUCUGAUCAGCUUUUUACUAAAGUUCCGUUGGAAAAAAAAUGGAAGUUUUUUUGUGGGAAAUUUCUGAAAUUUCUAAACUGUUUCCAUUUUUCGGGGUUCUAAACUGAUUCAUUUUUUGGGACAGUUUCCACAGCAUUUUACUGUGGGAAAUUUUUGUUGAAUAUUUUUGAGCAUGAGUUUGAUUUUAAAAAAUCAGUGAAAAUAUUGAAGAAACAUCUGCAGAACCCAGAUGUUGAUAAUUUUUCAUGAAAAGAUCAUCUUUGAGAAAAAGGCACUUUUUUUUUUUUAAGUAAAACUGUGUGGAAAAACUUUGACCAGCUCUACUUAAUUUUUUUUAACAUAGGUGAGAAAGCAAAAGUAUUAGGGAAAUGUCAAUAAAAAUUUCAAUUUAAAAUGCAUGGUAUCCACCUGGCAGACUGCUAUAAUAAUUUACCUUAUGUGAUCAUGAGUCAGCAAGUUACUUUAGCAUGUACCUAACUAAAUGUAUGAAUAGUCCCAGUGACUUCAGUGGCAUUGUUCUUACGCUUGAAGUCUUGGCACAUGCUUAAGUACCUUUCUGAACUGAUGACCCUCAUUCAACUAAAUAUUUAAGCAUGUUCUAAAUUCAGUCCCUAUUCAACAAAGCACGUCAGCAUGUUAAGCAUCUACUUAAAGUUAAGUAUAUGUUUAAGUGCUUGCAGAAUAGGGAUAGAUUUAAGUGCAUGCUUAAAUUAGGCAUGUGCUUAAGUUUAUUGUGGGGACUACAUUAGAAUGCAGUGUUACUAUCUUUAGCUUCCUGUAGGUGGAUCCACCCAUGUAAAGUUCCAUUGACUUUGUGGGAUUUUAUGUAGGUGCCACAUGUAAACACAGGAGGAUAUCUCCGCAGGAUUAGGGCCUUAUUGAUCUGUAAUAUGGACCUUCAUGGUUAGUUCAUGUUUCAACAGCACUUUAAAAACAUAAAUUACGAUUUCCCCAAAAUCAGCUGUGUAAAUGUAUACCUAAUUUGCAUGCACAGUUACUGUGGUUAUGUAUCUAAAUAUCUGUUUAGAUGCAUAACUGACAAUUUGUGCAAGCAAAUACCUGCUUUUUCAUGAGGAGUCACGCAAAUCCGGCAUUAUAACUUCACAUGCUAUUGCAUGUCUAAUUUUAAAACAAAGCCUGCAAAGUGCUGUAUUCCUUCUAAAUACAAUUUUGGCUUUAGAUCAGAUAUGUUUUUAAAAAGUUACGGAAGAAGUUACUGUGAAGAUAAUUUUCAGACCCUAACUAUUUUAUUUUAUUUUAUUUUUCUCUUUAAGAUAGCAAUGUGGCUUGAUCUGUUGUACAUUAUGGACCAAAGUUUCACAGAAUUUAUCUUAAAGUUAAAUAGCUGUGUUUGAUUAAUAGGAAUACAACAUAAAUUCUAGAUGAAAUUGUGUGUGUGUGUGUGUGUUUUUUUUUUUUUUUUAAAUUUCUUUCAUUCCACAUCUAUUCCCAUUAAAAUGGAUUUUAUUUAGAUUUAUUUUCUUUUGGACAGAGCAACUCAAAUCUAUUCUAGAGCUGCAAAUUGUGGUGCAUAUUUUCAAAACAUUCUUAUAGUCGGAUAACUCCCGUGGGCUUUAAUGGGAAUUGCACUGCCAAAACUUUGCAUAGUGCUUUGAAAAUUUACCUCAUAUUUUACUUUUAAAUCAGGAGUCCUUUUGUAUGUAUUCAUUAUAAACUCCUGAAGUUAGAGAUCUGUAAUGAAAAUGUAUGUGCAAAUUGUAGUAGUACCAGACGGGUACUGUUCUAGUACUUAUAAAGUACUCAGUAUUGUAGAAAGCCAUAAACACCUCUAAAAUGCAUGAGGUAAUGUAUGAGGGCUGUUUUAUGGUUACUUUGGCAAUUUGGAGCAGAUUAGGAAGUCCUUAAUUAUUUCGUGUGAUUAGGAAUUCUCUGGCAGUUUUUCAGUUCACUGUUUCUAUUUUGUGGUGAUUUAAUUCCCUUAAAUUGGAAAUCAGUAUUUGCAUUUAGUAAAUCGUUUAAAUAGUACAGAAUUUAAUGCUCUGAAGAUUUCUUAGUCCAGCAUUUUUGUUAUAACUAUACAUAUAACCAUCAUUCAUUUUAUUCAGAUGAGAAAUUAUUUUAAUAAACUGUUGGCAUGACAACAGGGGGAGUUUGUUAGUCACAGUUGGAAUAUAUAUUUUUUUAUGAAAGUGUAGUGCAUUUAGAAGGGAAACAUAAUUGAGCAACUAUCUCAGUAUAUUUACAAUUAGGUGACAAGAGACUUAAGUCUCUUGUCGUCCCAGUUACAUUGAGACAACCUAGAAAGAGAAACAGUGUAGGUCUUUUUUUUUUUUUUUUUCCCCUGUUGACUCUACCUGCAGUACAGAGUUUGUAUGGGGUCAUUGGUAAUUUUUGUAUUUUAUUUAUUUAUUUAUUUUAUUUUUAUUUUAUUUUAUUUUAUUAUCAAAAGCAGGUAGCAGCCGUAAAAGAAAAGGGACAGAUUUCAAUUAGCACAUUUUUUUUUUUAACUAAUUUGGUUAUUUGCCAUUUCUGGGGAUUAAACUUUAAAAAAUGUUCUUCUUUUCUGUAUCUGAUGUUCUGUGUGCUAUUAGUGAUGCAGCCUACACGAACGGUUGUCAUGUGUAACACAACUUUCGAUCACCGCGAAAACACCGCCCUGGGAAAGCGUCCAUGCUUGAUAUCGUUUGGUUCAUGAACAUUAAGUUUCCAGUACAGGUGACCCAUAGCUCAAAGUGUUAAAUAAUUGUCUACAUUAUUCAGUUUUUAAAAUAAUCCAUUAAUGAGAUUGCUAGUCUUUGAAGUUUUGCUCACUUUUGUUUUUCCUAGUAGAGCAGGGUAAAAGGAAAAACUUAAGUUCUUAUUUGUUUUUUGUAAGGAUCUGGUAGAUAGAUUCAUUUUUCUUUACUAUUUUUUUUAAGUGCAAGGGUAAAUUGUAAAAUCAUAAAAAGAAUAACAUUGGUUUGUUGUUCAAACUCUCUCUAACACUUCCAUUUGCUUCUCCAGGUAAAAUCCCAGAUGAAGCCAAAGCCCUCUCUUUAUUGGCUCCUGCUCCUACUAUGACAAGCCUGAUGCCUGGUGCAGGGUUGCUUCCUAUACCCACACCAACUCCUCUGACUACACUUAGUGUUUCACUUGGCACGUUGGGAGCUAUACCAGCAGCAGCAUUGGACCCUAAUAUUACAGCACUUGGAGAAAUACCACAGCCACCAAUUAUGGGAAAUGUGGAUCCUUCCAAAAUUGAUGAAAUUAGGAGAACAGUCUACGUUGGAAAUCUGAAUUCUCAGACUACAACAGCAGAUCAGCUGCUUGAAUUUUUUAAACAAGUUGGAGAAGUGAAGUUUGUGCGAAUGGCAGGUGAUGAGACACAACCAACACGGUUUGCUUUCGUGGAAUUUGCAGACCAAAAUUCUGUACCUCGUGCUCUUGCCUUUAAUGGAGUUAUGUUUGGAGACAGGCCACUGAAAAUAAAUCACUCCAAUAAUGCAAUAGUGAAACCUCCUGAAAUGACUCCACAAGCUGCUGCCAAGGAGUUGGAAGAAGUGAUGAAGAGAGUAAGGGAAGCCCAGUCUUUCAUAUCGGCAGCUAUUGAGCCAGAGUCUGGAAAGAGCAGUGAAAGAAAAGGCGGUCGAUCUCGUUCCCAUUCUCGUUCAGAGUCCAGAUCUAGUUCAAAAUCCCGAUCUAGAAGGAAAAGAUCACGCUCAAAACGCAGGAGUAGAUCACACAAUAGAUCACUCUCUAGUCAGAAGGAUAGGCGUAGAUCCAAAAGUCCUCCCAAAAAACGUUCCAAGUCUAAGGAAAGGCGGAAGUCAAGAAGUCGUUCUCGUUCCCGGGACAAGAAAAAAGACAAAGAAAACAAAGAAAAGGUCAAGGAAAAAGAAAAGGUCAGAGAGAAGGACAAGGACCGAGACAGGGAGAAGGAGAGAGACAGAGAUAAAGAAAAAGAGAGGGAGCGGGACAGAGACAAAGAGAGAAAUAGGGACAGAGAUAAAGAAAAAGACAGGGACAAGGACCGAGAGAGGGAUAGAGACAAAGAAAAGGAGAGGAACAAAGACCGGGAGAAGGACAGGGACAAGGAGAAGGAGAUAGUCCGGGACAAGAAGGAAACAGACCUGGAGAAAGGGGGGGACAGGGACAAGGAAAAGGAUCGGGAGAAAGAGGGGGACAGGGAGAAGGUUAAGGAGAAGGACAGGGAGAAGGACCGAGAGAAGAAGGAGGGUGACAAGGAGAAGGACAAAGACAAGGAAGGGGACAAAGAGAAGGAACGGGAAAGAGAAAAAGAGAGGUCCAAAGAGAGCGAUGAUAAAAAGAAGAAAGAGAAGAGAUCCAGAACACCUCCCAGAAGCUACAGUUCUCUAAGAAGAUCUCGUAGUUCCAGCAGAGAAAGACGUAAGAGGAAGAGUAGAAGUCCUUCCAAGUCUCCAAAAUCAUCCAGAACAUCAAAGAGAAAGUCCUCUCGGUCUCCAUCACCAAGGAGCAGAAAUAAGAAGGACAAAAAGAGAGAGAAAGAAAGGGAUUCAAAUAAUGAAAGAAAAGAGAGAGAGCAAUCCACAUCCAAGAAAAAAAGUAGCAAAGAAAAAGAUGGGAAGGAGAAGUCUGACAAAACCACUACUACACUGAAGGAUAAAGAUCACACUAAAGGGGAUGCGAAUUCAGAAAUUAACAAGGCAGUAGAAAAUAAAGAUACACAAAGGACAGAUGAAGUCAAACUACAACAGAAUGGGAACUGUCAACCAAAUGAAGAAAACCUCUCAGUUAAAAUGGAAGAGGUAUAAAGUAACGAAUGGACCUCUGACUCAACUGUGGGGUGAAUCCAAAGCUUUUUAUUUCCCUGAAAGAGGAAGAAAACAUCAAAGCAAUCUACUGAGCAGGUUGAUAUGUACUAGUAGCUCUUCCAAUUCUUGUGAUAGCUUUGUUGUCUUCUUGCUGGAAAGCAAGAAAGACCAUGGACCAGUAAUAUAUGCCAUGAUUAAGGCAAAUGCCAUCAGAACUAUUCAUCUGUGAGAAUCCAUGCAUUUCGAUGAUGGCUGUACUUAUUUGUAAAAUGAUUUAUGUUAACUUUUGCCAAGAACUGUUUCAGAUAAGGUGAAAUUGAAAGAUGUAAACCUGUAUAAGCUGAAGGUAUGCAUUGGAAGUUGUUAAAAUAUUGCUAGUUAAUGAAUUUUGUAUUGUUUUUCCUUGUGUUUGUUUGUUUUUUUGUUUUUUUUUUUAAUUUCAAUGUGUGCUGUUUUGAUAAUGUGCUUGGACAUGGUGCAAAAAUAUACACACUUUCCCUUGUAAAUGACAGCUAUGGAAAAAAGGGUUUUUACUUUAAUACAUAGUUUUGCCGUUAUUGCGUUAAACGCCCACUGACUAUUAAGUUUUCAUUUGCUCACUGCUUGGAUUCAUUUUUUCUUAUUUAAAGUCAUUUUCUUAUUACUAUCCCUGAAAUGAAUAUUUCUUUUAAUAGUAGUUGAACAAUGCAUGUUACUGUCCUAUUUAUAGAAGGAACAACCACCAUAUUGUAGAUAAUAGUUUAGCUUACUGGGUUUCUUCCCCCUCUCCUAUCCUCAAAAGUAAGCACAUCUGUAUAGUGGUAUCAGAACUUCUGGUUUUGUUUUGAGCCAUAUUGCAGUGGGUCUGUUCAGCUGCAUAUGGUACAGGUGUCAUUAUGAAAAUCAAUACCCCGUUUUCAAAAUAGUAUAUGGGAGCACAAGCUAAAGCUUUAGUGCCUUCUUAAAAUGAGGUAUAUUUUCUGGGACUUUAUAUGUGCUAUUAAUUUUCGGUUACAUCUUACAUAAUCUCGAUGGCUGUUCUACCAAAACCACACCAGUAGACAAGAAUGUGAGUGGUUUGUCAGAAAAGCUGUGCUGGGUUCACUUGGUACAAGACUGAAGCUCCAUUUUUAAGAAGAUUUAUAUAAAUGAAUCCAAAAGUGUAGUUUGGGGACCAUCAUACUAUGAAGUAUGGUAACUGAAUAGAGAGCAUGCUCUAAUUUCACCAAAAUCAAAGGGAGCUCUUUAAACUUUUUCUGUACAUCGGAUGGCCUUAAUCAUUACCUCUCAAUCAUCUUCUCUAAUGUUGGUUGUGUGAUGUGAAAGGAAUUGUGUGCAAAGUUUGUUUGAAAAGAAUAGUAGUUGAAUUUACAUUAGAGUUAUAUGGUAGAGAUUCUAUGUCCUUCUUGGAUUCAUUCGUUGGGGAGAAAGCAUGUAACUGGAGAGAAUGACACACUGCAAAUAUUUUGUCAAGUAAAAAUGUGACUUGUGCUCUGAAGUAAUCUCAUCAUUGUAAGAUUUCUUAAAAGACCUUUAAAACUUGUUUAAUACUAAAAUCAAGUAGACUUAUUUUUAAUACAAUGAAAUACAAUCAAAAGACUUAAUUGCCUUACCUCAUGGGAAGAGUUAUUUCUAUCAAUUUUAAAAGCUAAGUAGUAUAUUAGUUAGUUACUUUCAAUUUGAUUUUCCUUUUUAAAGUUAAUACUUACAGAAGCCUAAGUGUUUUAUGGGGAAUGAGAAGUUGCCCACUUUAUAAGGUAAUGAAACCCAGUUUGUGCAGCUGCUUACUCUUUAUUUUUGUUAGGAUUUGAAGUAUCUUGCCACUGUGUACCAUUAAAACUAUAGAAAAUGCUUUACCAUGUAAAGUAUAGAUGGUCAUUUUUGUGAUGUUUAAGCCACAUGCAGUUGGCUGGUGAACAGUUUAUUCCAAUAAAAGAAUAACAAAUCUGUAUGCUUAUAGAAAGACUGUGAAGGAUCGGGUCUUGCAACAACAGCUGUCUUAUUUAUGUGUAAGUAGCAUAGAGCAAAGAUCGUUUGUAUACUUGUUAUCUUUGGUACCAUUUCACUAAUAAAAUUAAGUAUUUUAGAGGGAAGUUUUUAUAUAUAUAUAUCUUUUUAUAUAUAUAUAUAAAAUAUGAAAGGAACAUUUUUCGUUGAAUAUUCAUCUACUUUUUCUCAGGGGGUUGUUUUGAUUUGGAAAGUGCAUGCCAGUAAUAUACAUAGCAUUUAGAAAAUUUACUUUGAUAAGAUAUCUUUCCUUGUGAGAAGUCAAAUGGUUUUCACACAUGGCUUCAUGUUUCAGAUGUCAAUGUUUAUUUUGAUUCCUAUUGGUUGUUUUUCUUUCUAGUAUUCUGAAAUUGCACAUCUCUAUAAUAUGGCAGAAAUUAAUAAAAAGAUUAGCUAUGGUUGUCUAAGAACAAUGCCUUUGAAAAUUGACAACAGCAGACUAGCAAUUUUACUUGCUAGUUGGAGUAUGUGUUUCAUAAUUCAGCAUAUUCUCUUGUACUGUGGGACUUUUCCUAGAAAGCAUGAUAGUUUUCUCUCGCUCUGGAAAAAAUAGAAAUUGCUGUUUUCUUACAAGUCCUAGUUUUUCUGUUUGCUUUAUAAAUAUUUUUCAUUUCUAUUUUCAGUUUUUCUUUAAAAUAAUUUUUUAUAUUUUAUUACUCCAUUUUCCCUUCCCUAAAAGCCCACCACCAGGGAACUAGCCUCAUCUAAGAACAGUGACUCUGCAGUAGGUAGAUUGUAUUUGUAAGGCUGCUGCUUAGUAAUACAGUUCAUGCCCUGCUCCCCAAGGAUCGUGUGCAUCAAGUAUUCAAUAUUUAUAGCCUUCACUAGAUGUCCAGUGUUUCCUUCAUAGCAAGGUUGCAUGCUGAACUGCCAUGUCACAUUGCAUGUAUUAUCAGUCUAGGUAAACUAGCUGAAAGUGAGUGAAGUAUAUAUUUUCAAGAACAACAUAUUUAAUAACGGACAGAUAAAUAUUUUAAAUACGGUUUUAUCUGAAUCAACAUUUGCCGUAGCUGAAAGGGUUGGUGAAUCAUAGUUUCACUUUGGGGCUUUUCCACUCUGAAAAGAGACUGCAAAAAUGGCACCUUUUUAAUCCAGCAAAUCUGAAUGUUUGUUCAGAAGUAUCUGCUAAUAGUAGUGACUGAUAUUUUUAAACUUAUUCUUGUAGGGGUGACACAGCUAAGAAAAAGUGAGCUGGAUUCUAUUUCAAGGUUGUUGUUUUUUCAAGUUCCAGUUACAGGUCUACACAUUUACCUCUGUGUAAAUCAAUUGAGGUAAAAAGGGUUACACAGAUGUUAGGAAGGAAAUAAUUUUCCCUGUAAAGCCUUUUAUUGCUGGUGAGAGUAUUGGGGAAGGGGAAAGAAGAUCCUAGAUCUCACAAUUCCAUGGUUAUAGUCACUUUUCAGGGUAGAACUCAUAAAUUCAAAAUUUCAUCCUUUGUGCAAAAAUUCAUGUGUUGUGUUUAUCCGUUGUAAGACUUAAAGGUUUGAAUUUCAGUACUUUUUACCUAAGCAGAAAAUAAUAAGCAAAGGCAAUUUUGGUUGGUAAAAAAAUUGCUCACAUAUAUGUUCUCUUCAGAAUUCCUUCAUUUUUUCAGUUUAUCUAAAUAAUAAUUAAAAGCAGGUAGUUUUUGCCUCUUGGAGAAGCUGUCUUCUACUUGGGUUUUACAACUGAAAUAUCUAGUUUGUUUUUGUUUGUUUUUGUUCCUCUUAUAAUGAAAUAGGAUUAUAGCUAACCCAUUCUUAUUUUGCUAGACUUUCUUCACAAAAGAUGAUGAAAUCGUAGAUGUCUCUUGUAGAUGUUGGCCUAAAAAUUGGAUUUCAGCAGUAUAAACUAUGAACCAUUUUAAAAUAUCUGCACUAUUACAUGCAAGUCUGGGUAUAUGAUGGACCUGAUUCACCACAUGUUGCUCCUCCAGCUUUACUUUAGUGUAACUAUUCAUUUCAUUGCAUUUUCAACCAAGUUAAAAGGGGAGUGACACAAAAGUGACAGGUUUCAGAGUAGCAGCCGUGUUAGUCUGUAUCCACAAAAAGAACAGGAGUACUCUAAGGUGCCACAAGUACUCCUGUUCUUUUUACAAAAGUAACAGUGAUGAAUUGGACCUAGUGGGUCUGAUCCUUCAAUCUUGACCCCGGUAAAACUCCCACUAAAAUCAGCAGGUGCUCAUUUGAGAAAGAUGUAGUGUUCCUCCCCAAAAUAUGGAGACUGGAUAGUUGAAAUUCAUAGACGUAUGUCGUUUGUUUUACACUGAAGGCUUGUCUACAUGUAACUCCUUCAGCAGCACAGGCGUGCCACUGAAGCUGCGCUGCUGUAAUGCUUCAGUGUAGAAACUACUUAUGCUGAUGGGAGGAAUUCUCCUGUCGGCAUAGGUAAUCCACCUCCCCGAGAGGCAGUAGCUAGGCUGAUGAAAGAAUUCUUCUGUAGACCUACUGCUGUUAGAUGGAGACUUAGGUCAGCUUACCUAUGCCAUUCAGCAGUGUGGUUUUUCACACCCCUGAGCAAUUUAGUUAUUCCAACUUAUUAUCUAGUGUAUACCAGGCCUUAGUCCUACAGUCAACUUAUCUUCAGAUAGCGAUUAUUUGAUUAUUGUGUAAUCAUGAAAAAAGCUGAGUCAGCCUCCAUCUAAUGUUUAUUAUAUAUUGAAAAUGAAAAGUAAAGCAUUAUUUAAAUGUAGUUUUGUGUGAGCUAGGCAUCCCCUCAGUCACAAACAUUUCAUUCCAAACUUAUCAAGAGCUCCUUUGCAUACAAUAUUUAUAUCCUAUUUCAAAUCCAACAACAAGUAGGCUUGUCAUCAUGUUUUCUGCGCGGCUCGUGCUGCUCUAGGCAUCUAUCUGUCAUACUUAGAUGGCUCUCAUCCACAGGGUAUCUGAGCACAUCAAUGUAUGGUUUUUUCUUUUACUGCAUUCCAUAGUCAACAAUUGAAUAAGCUGGUCUUGAGAUGUGUCAGCUACCUUUCCUCCAGUGCAUCUUUUACAUUCGGUAUAAAGCACGACCCAGUCAGACAUUGGCCUGGUCUGAGAGGGAAACCAUUUUACCCCUUUAUACUUUAAUCAGUUGUAUUUGUAAUGAUAUUCUACAAUUCUGAAAUUUUAUCAACUAUUUCUCAAAGACAGUUUUGAAGUGAUCAAUUCUACAAUCUAAGCAGCUGAAAAAAAGCUUUGUCCCAAUAAAGUUUGACAAUUUUGUGACUAUUGGGCCUACUGCAGGAUGAGAGUGCCUUGUAAAAAUGGACUGUAGCUGUUUGCUUGUUUUCUGCUUUAGAAAUCUUUAUCCUAUGAUUAUUUCUGAGAACACUUGGCCUGUUUGGAUUGUAUAUUGUUUUAAAGUCAGUUCAGUGCCACGUUUUGACAGACAUGGAUACUGAAGUCUUUUGAUCACAAAAUAAGUAUCACCCUGGCAGUAGUAGUACAGUCUUUCUCACACGGAUUGGUUGAUGUGCCUCACACCUGACCUGAAAGGACUGCCUUUGGCAGCAGUAAGAGCAUAGCUUAGUCUUACCAUUCAUUCAGCCCUUAAAGUCACAAAUGAGACCUCCAGCUCACGGAUGCAAAUUGAGUGGUUUUCAGGAUAUGGAGAACUGUUCACUACAAACUAGAUUUGGGACAACUGAUUCAUAACUCAGAGGUCACAGGGCUUUCAAGUCAGUGACUAAUUAAUUUGGCUUUGAACUGCUGAGUUAAGGUAAAAGGUUCAUACAUCUACAUAAAUUCUGUGAUCCAAACAACUAUUUUAUUUUUUGUUUAACCAGACCAGUGUUGAUUUGAAACAGUUUUAUCACUUUUCUUGGUUUCUGGUAUGUCCAUAUUUUCUUAGGUUUCAGUUUUGCCCUAUUUCCUUUGCCAACUGAAUGCCAAAUGUUUUCAACAGUACUUCUAUAUCUGAUUUUUUUUUUUUUAUGAGUAAUAAGCUUUUCCCCCCCUAGGAAUGGAAGAACAAAUUGUUCUGCGUUUGAUUCUUGAUUCACCAUACUGAUAACAUAAUUUCUUGAUAAUUAUUUCAUUCUUGCUAUAAAUGUAUGUUUCAACCCCACUUGAAAUCCACCAAGCAAACCAUCUAUCCAAUUUCUUUAUCUAGGCGUUUAUAUCAAUUGCUUGUUGUGGUAUCACAGAAUCAUAGAAAAUGUAGGGCUGGAAGGGACUUCAAGGGGUAAUCUAGUUCAGCCCCAUGCUGAGGCCGGGACUAAGUACCUAAAACCUUAACUGCUGCAGAGACCUAGAUUGGUGCUAAUUUUGUGUCAGUGAUGAGCAACUCAUGAACUGCUGAAAAAUUGCCAGUUCACAGAUUCAUAACUCCACUAUUAUUUAAACAAAACAACCUGGUGGUGGAGCACUAGAGAUAGGUAGAUAGUUAUGCACGGUUCAUUUCAUUAAUCACUAGAAGAUCGUUUGCAUCUUCUCUAGAUCUCUAAGGUGCAGAGCCCAUGUUUUACUUUUUUGCACAAUAUCUAGCACAAAAAGCUCCCUGAUCUGAUUGGGGACUUGGCACUACUGUAAAAAAAAAUUGUUACUAAUAAUUUCCCUUCUCCUAAUACUAGAUGUUUCUGAUAACAAAGAAGUAAAAUUGUUCUGUGUGGGUUACAUAUACUUGUGUGUUAAUAAAGCAAUUAUUAAAUAGUACGAGUAAAGAAAUGUCAAAUGCUGCUACUAUUAUGUUGCUAUUUUUGAAAAUAAAUAAGUCCUAAGGGUUUUUUUUGAUUUA